Phytophthora nicotianae INRA-310 is the source of this 663-nucleotide messenger RNA. RefSeq lists its product as hypothetical. Bases 1 to 663 code for a protein of 220 amino acids. Lineage: Eukaryota; Oomycota; Peronosporomycetes; Peronosporales; Peronosporaceae. The transcript is spliced from 2 exons. The record is from RefSeq and is a predicted model, not a curated record.
AUGGGCGGAAUUGACCAUGCACAUCAAUUCCGCCUUCAUCGUAUCUCUAUCCAGCGCACAGUCCGGAUGCGGAAGUACUAUAAAACUCUAUUGCUGGGUCUGGUGGAUCUGGCUAUAGUAAAUGCCUUUACUAUUCACAAGAAGCUACAAAAGCCUGUGCCUACGCACGCAGCGUCUUUACAUCGACUGCACGCGGAUCUAGUGAGUUCUCAGGCAAUAUGCUGCUACACUUCAGCUGCCAUUCUACUCGACAACGGUAACGCACUGCUUUCAUCUGCGGACCCUAACAAGAUUGUCAGCUUGAAGCCUGUUCACUAUUCCGCCGAAGCCCAGCAAGUUGAGGGGAGAUCUCUCCGUACACGCGAAGACGAAGACAUAAACACCGACCAAGCUGAAGAAGACAGGGGUCUGUUGGACAUGUUUUCGUCCAGCGUCAGCAAGGCCGCUUCCAAGAAGUAUCUGCGAAAUUCAGAGUUGUACGACAAGAUGCGCCAUGACAACAGCAAGUAUUUAGAAACACUUGCCGUUUGGAAGACACAGGAGUAUUCGGUUGGCAAAGUUGAGCGUGCCAUGAAGAAGCUUGGCAGAGAUUCGGACGAGAUUACAUACAUCACAAACGGGUACAAGGCGUUCCUCGAGAGUGGCAAUGUACGGUUGAAAUAG